Messenger RNA from Tyto alba (common barn owl), 1895 nucleotides. RefSeq names its product 5-phosphohydroxy-L-lysine phospho-lyase. Lineage: Eukaryota; Metazoa; Chordata; Aves; Strigiformes; Tytonidae. Gene Ontology annotation, molecular function: pyridoxal phosphate binding; transaminase activity. Gene Ontology annotation, cellular component: mitochondrion. Bases 335 to 1711 code for a protein of 458 amino acids. The transcript has 13 exons. The record is from RefSeq and is a predicted model, not a curated record.
CACUGGUGAGUUACUGUUCACCUCCUUGUGAAAUCAGCUUGCUUAAAGCUGUGUUUUGGGUGUUAACUAGGAGCGGCCGGGAGCUCGGAGCUGGGCGCCACGAUAACGGAGGUGCGGAGCUACGGGCGCUGCUGGCGCAGACACGCGUGAACGCCUGCUGCAGCUCCUGCUAACCGUCGCGGCGAGGCGCGUUUUCCCGCAGCUGCGGCUUCGGCGCUGGGACAGCUGUGACCGAGCUCCGGCCGCGGGGGCGGGCCGGGCCCCUCCCCAGCCCGGGCCGCCCUCGGCGGGAGGCGGCCCCUGCCCGGCCCGCUCCGAGGCGGCGAGAGCGGCCAUGAGGCCGGCGCCGCGCUCCCGGCAGGAGACCCUGGCCCUGCGGCGGCAGCUGGUCGGCUCUUCUUGCAAGUUGUUUUUUUCUAAUGAUCCAGUGAAGAUCAUAAAGGCGAAAGGCCAGUAUAUGUAUGAUGAGAAUGGAAGACAAUACCUUGACUGCAUAAACAAUGUUGCUCACGUUGGACACUGUCACCCUGAUAUAGUAAAAGCAGCCCAUGAGCAAAAUCAAUUGUUAAAUACAAAUUCUCGUUAUCUUCAUGACAACUUAGUUGAUUAUGCAGACAGACUUUCAAAAACACUACCUGAGAAGUUAUGCAUCUUUUAUUUUUUGAAUUCUGGAUCUGAAGCUAACGAUCUUGCCUUAAGAUUGGCACGGCAGUAUACAAAACAUGAGGAUGUUAUAGUUUUAGAUCAUUCUGCUAAUUGUUUUUUCAGUGCUUACCACGGACAUCUGACAUCCUUGAUUGACAUAAGCCCAUAUAAAUUCAGAAAUCUAGAAGGACAAAAGGAAUGGGUCCAUGUGGCUCCUGUUCCAGACACAUACAGAGGACUUUAUAGAGAAGACCAUGAAGAUUCAGUAACAGCCUAUGCUAAUGAAGUGAAAAAUAUUAUUGAGCAAGCACACACGAGAGGCAGAAAGAUUGCUGCAUUUUUUGUUGAAUCUCUGCCAAGCGUGGGUGGUCAAAUCAUUCCACCAGCAGGCUAUUUUCAGAAGGUUGCAGAGCAUGUGCACAAGGCAGGAGGUGUAUUUAUUGCUGAUGAAAUUCAAGUUGGCUUUGGCAGAGUUGGCAAGCACUUUUGGGCAUUCCAGCUUCAGGGAGAAGAUUUUAUACCUGAUAUUGUCACUAUGGGGAAACCAAUAGGAAAUGGGCACCCUAUUGCCUGUGUAGCAACAACAAAAGAAAUUGCAGAAGCAUUUGCAGCCACAGGAGUAGAGUAUUUUAAUACAUUUGGAGGAAACCCUGUUUCAUGUGCAGUUGGGUUAGCUGUGUUAGAUGUGAUUGAGAAGGAACACCUUCAGGCUCAUGCCACAGAAGUAGGCAACUUCUUGAUGAAGCUACUCAAGGAGCAGAAAAUCAAGCAUCCCAUCAUUGGUGAUGUCAGAGGUUCUGGCUUAUUCAUUGGAGUGGACUUAAUCAAGGAUCAAGCAGAAAGGACCCCAGCCACAGCAGAAGCAGAGCAUCUAAUAACAAGACUUAAGGAAAAAUAUAUUCUACUGAGUACAGAUGGACCAGGAAGAAAUGUGCUUAAAUUCAAACCCCCAAUGUGCUUCAAUAUGGAGGAUGCAAAAUUUGUUGUGGACACAAUUGACAAGCUACUAACAGAUAUGGAAAAAGAAUGUCUGAACCAAGAGAAAACACCCACUUGUUCUACCUAAGCAGGUUUCAAACAGUGUUCAAGAUCUACUACUAAGAAACAUCAUUCUACUAUAAUAAUGCACAUUUAAUCUUCAUCCUAGCAUGUCUUAGAUGAGAUAAGUUACCCUUGAUUUUCUUAUUUUCAGUUAUCUUGUUAUUAGUACAAGCUUUAGGAGAAAUAAAUUUUACAAGAGCUUAUUUCAA